AUGUGGCAGAGAAUUUAUUCGAGCUGUCAUAUUCACGUGUGGAGGAUCUCGCUGGAGGAGGAGUGUGGGAGAUUCAGCUUUAAACGGAGAGGACAAUUUGGAUCCAUGGAGCUCAAAUCCAAUGCUUCAAGUCCCCAGAAGCCAAGAUGCAACUCAACCAGACUUGUGGAAAGCCCAAUCAUCGGAGGACACAUCAGUAGCUGCAGAAUUCAGUCGUUCCGCACAUUAUCCAUCUACUACAUCAGAGUGACCAGUAGUAUGGAGUGGCAACCAGAUGAACAGAGUCUGCAGCAGGUUCUCCAGCUACUCAAGGACUCACAGUCUCCGGAUACAGCAACGCAGAGAGCUGUACAAGAAAAAUUGGAACAACUCAACCAAUUUCCAGAUUUUAAUAACUAUCUCAUAUUUGUCCUCACAAGUCUAAAAUCAGAAGAUGAACCAACACGUUCACUCAGUGGUCUCAUAUUGAAGAAUAAUGUAAAGGCUCACUACCAGAACUUUCCCCCAAAUGUGGCAGAUUUCAUCAAGCGUGAAUGCCUCAAUAACAUUGGAGACCCCUCACCGCUCAUCAGGGCAACAAUUGGAAUCCUGAUAACAACGAUAGCAUCCAAAGGAGAGCUUCGAACCUGGCCUGAGCUGUUGCCUCAACUCUGUAAUCUGCUGAAUUCAGAUGACUACAACACCUGUGAGGGGUCAUUUGGAGCGCUGCAGAAGAUUUGUGAAGAUUCCUCUGAGCUGUUGGAUAGUGAUGCCCUGAACCGACCUCUCAACAUUAUGAUUCCAAAGUUCCUCCAGUUUUUUAAACAUUGCAGCCCCAAGAUAAGAUCCCACGCUAUAGCCUGUGUAAACCAAUUCAUCAUUGGCCGGGCUCAAGCGCUCAUGGAUAAUAUCGACACCUUCAUUGAGAGCCUGUUUGCCUUGGCUGGGGAUGAGGACUGUGAGGUGAGGAAGAAUGUGUGCAGAGCAUUAGUGAUGCUGUUGGAGGUCCGCAUUGACCGGCUCAUUCCUCACAUGCACAGCAUUAUUCAGUACAUGCUUCAGAGGACCCAAGACCCAGAUGAGAAUGUGGCUUUGGAGGCUUGUGAAUUCUGGCUGACUCUGGCGGAACAGCCCAUCUGCAAAGAGGCUCUCUCUGGACACUUGGUUCAGUUGAUUCCUAUUUUGGUGAAUGGAAUGAAGUACUCUGAAAUCGACAUCAUUCUUCUCAAGGGAGAUGUUGAAGAGGAUGAAACCGUUCCAGACAGUGAACAGGACAUCAAACCACGCUUCCAUAAGUCCAGGACCGUUACUCUGCAGCAUGAAGGCGGUGAUGGAGAGGAGGGAGAAGACUUUGACGAUGAUGAGGAUGAUGAUGAUGAUACACUAUCUGACUGGAAUCUUCGGAAAUGUUCAGCGGCUGCUUUAGAUGUUCUUGCCAAUGUGUUUCGUGAGGAGUUGCUGCCUCAUCUCUUGCCCCUGCUCAAAGGCCUGCUGUUCCAUCCUGACUGGGUCAUCAAGGAGUCUGGUAUCCUUGUUCUCGGAGCCAUUGCUGAAGGCUGUAUGCAGGGGAUGGUUCCCUAUCUGCCAGAGCUCAUUCCUCACCUAAUCCAGUGUUUGUGUGACAAGAAGGCUUUGGUGCGCUCCAUUGCCUGCUGGACCCUCAGUCGCUACGCUCACUGGGUUGUCAGUCAGCCUCCUGACGCUCAUCUGAAGCCUCUGAUGACUGAACUGCUCAAACGCAUUCUGGAUGGCAAUAAACGGGUUCAAGAGGCCGCAUGCAGUGCAUUUGCAACUCUGGAAGAGGAGGCAUGUACAGAGCUGGUGCCUUACCUGAGCUUCAUUCUGGACACUUUGGUUUUUGCUUUUGGAAAAUAUCAGCACAAAAACCUGCUCAUCCUUUAUGACGCCAUUGGCACACUUGCAGACUCUGUUGGACAUCACCUUAACCAGCCUGAGUACAUUCAGAAGCUCAUGCCACCACUUAUUGCCAAAUGGAAUGAGUUGAAGGAUGAAGACAAGGAUCUGUUUCCACUGCUCGAGUGUCUAUCAUCUGUUGCCACGGCGCUUCAGAGUGGUUUCUUGCCAUAUUGUGAGCCUGUCUACCAGCGCUGUGUCACGCUGGUCCAGAAGACUCUUGCACAGGCCAUGAUGUACAGUCAGCAGCCAGAUCAAUAUGAGGCACCAGACAAGGACUUCAUGAUUGUAGCUCUGGAUCUUCUGAGUGGGUUGGCUGAGGGACUUGGGGGACACGUGGACACUCUGGUGUCUCGCAGCAACAUCAUGACUCUACUUUUCCAGUGCAUGCAGGAUACAAUGCCAGAAGUAAGGCAGAGUUCAUUUGCACUCCUGGGAGAUUUAACAAAGGCUUGUUUUCCUCAUGUGAAGCCUUGCAUUGCUGAAUUUAUGCCAAUUCUUGGUAAAAAUUUAAAUCCAGAAUUUAUUUCGGUUUGCAACAACGCUACUUGGGCCAUUGGAGAGAUCUGCAUGCAAAUGGGAGUGGAGAUGCAGCCCUAUAUCCCCAUGGUGCUCAAUCAGCUGGUUGAGAUUAUCAAUCGCCCCAACACUCCCAAGACCCUGCUGGAGAACACCGCAAUCACAAUUGGUCGACUGGGUUAUGUGUGUCCGCAAGAAGUUGCCCCCAUGCUGCCUCAGUUCAUCCGUCCAUGGUGUACGUCUCUACGAAACAUUAGAGACAAUGAAGAGAAAGACUCUGCUUUCCGUGGCAUCUGCAUGAUGAUCGGUGUGAACCCUGGAGGUGUAGUGCAGGACUUCAUCUUCUUCUGUGAUGCUGUCGCGUCCUGGGUGAACCCUAAAGACGACCUGAGAGACAUGUUUUAUAAGAUCUUGCACGGUUUCAAGGAACAAAGCUUCUACACCCACCCGAGGAGGUGCGUCAACAGGAGGAGGGUGAAUGGGAAACUCAUCCAUCUGUGUAUUGCACUGCCCUGA
Molecule: messenger RNA, 2928 nt
Organism: Knipowitschia caucasica
Lineage: Eukaryota; Metazoa; Chordata; Actinopteri; Gobiiformes; Gobiidae
Source: the annotation of a GenBank genome assembly